Molecule: messenger RNA, 2334 nt
Organism: Equus caballus (horse)
Lineage: Eukaryota; Metazoa; Chordata; Mammalia; Perissodactyla; Equidae
Gene: PIP5K1B
Product: phosphatidylinositol-4-phosphate 5-kinase type 1 beta
Biological process (GO): phosphatidylinositol phosphate biosynthetic process
Cellular component (GO): plasma membrane
Molecular function (GO): 1-phosphatidylinositol-4-phosphate 5-kinase activity
Source: RefSeq, a predicted model, not a curated record
GAAAGCAAGCAAGCUUUCUUUGCCUUGAAUUGCUCCGAUUUCAUUCCAAUCAUAAAAUAUGGUCAAGUUCAUUUUUGUGGGUUGGGCCAUCUGUCCCAGUCCUUUAUAGAAGAGGACUGAGGGACAUCCAAGCCUUAUUUGUACCAAGAGGGAAGAAUGCCUUCUCCUGGAACGACUUCUCUCUCCUGAUACUGCAUUUCUGCCUUCCAAGACUCCAGUCAAGUACUCCUCACUCCGUGGAGCCCCCUCUGCUUCUCCUGGCUCCAGGAACCUGAGAAGGAAGACAGUCUCAACAAUGAAUAGGCCACCCGUCGUGACCAACUACAGAUGACUUGCCAUUUCAUUUACAAAGAUGUCGUCUGCUGCUGAAAAUGGAGAUGCAGCACCUGGGAAACAAAAUGAAGAAAAAACCUAUAAAAAGACGGCAUCAUCUGCCAUUAAAGGUGCUAUUCAGCUGGGAAUAGGAUACACCGUGGGCAAUCUCACCUCCAAGCCAGAUCGAGAUGUUCUCAUGCAAGAUUUUUAUGUGGUGGAAAGUGUGUUCCUACCUAGCGAAGGGAGCAAUCUGACCCCAGCACAUCACUACCCAGACUUCAGAUUUAAGACAUAUGCUCCACUAGCAUUUCGAUAUUUCAGAGAACUUUUUGGUAUCAAGCCUGAUGAUUACUUGUAUUCCAUAUGCAGUGAGCCUCUCAUAGAGCUGUCCAACCCCGGAGCCAGUGGAUCCUUGUUUUUUGUGACCAGUGAUGAUGAAUUUAUCAUCAAAACAGUUCAGCAUAAAGAAGCUGAGUUCCUUCAGAAACUACUGCCAGGCUAUUACAUGAAUUUAAACCAGAAUCCACGGACUCUUUUGCCAAAAUUUUAUGGCCUGUAUUGCAUGCAAUCAGGGGGCAUCAACAUCAGGAUUGUGGUGAUGAACAACGUCUUGCCACGUUUCAUGAGAAUGCACUUUACUUAUGACUUGAAAGGCUCAACUUACAAGCGAAGAGCAUCCCGAAAAGAGAGAGAGAAAUCCAACCCCACGUUUAAGGAUUUAGAUUUCCUGCAAGACAUGCACGAAGGGCUGUAUUUUGAUACUGAAACAUACAAUGCACUCAUGAAAACACUUCAGAGAGACUGCCGGGUCCUGGAAAGCUUCAAGAUCAUGGACUAUAGCCUUUUGCUGGGAAUCCACAUCUUGGACCAUUCCCUUAAAGACAAAGAAGAGGAAACCUCACAAAAUGUGCCUGAUGCUAAGCGGCCUGGGAUGCAGAAGGUCCUCUACUCAACAGCAAUGGAAUCUAUCCAGGGUCCAGGGAAAUCUGGAGAUGGGAUCAUCACAGAGAACCCGGAAACAAUGGGAGGUAUUCCAGCUAAAAGCCAUAAGGGAGAAAAACUACUUUUAUUUAUGGGCAUUAUUGACAUUCUGCAAUCAUAUAGAUUAAUGAAGAAGUUAGAACAUUCCUGGAAAGCACUGGUUUAUGAUGGGGACACUGUUUCGGUUCAUAGACCAAGCUUCUAUGCAGACAGAUUUCUAAAGUUUAUGAAUUCCAGAGUUUUCAAGAAAAUUCAAGCUUUGAAGGCCUCGCCUUCAAAGAAGCGUUGCAAUUCCAUCGCCGCCCUGAAGGCCACUUCACAGGAGAUCGUGUCCUCCAUCAGCCAGGAAUGGAAGGAGGAGAAGCACGAUUUGCUGACCGAAGGGCAGAGUUUUAGCAGCCUUGAUGAAGAAGCACUGGGAUCCCGACACAGGCCGGACCUGGUGCCUAGCACUGCAUCACUCUUUGAAGCUGCUUCCUUGGCAACCACAAUUUCAUCUUCUUCCUUAUAUGUUAAUGAACAUUAUCCACACGACAGGACUACGCUUUAUUCAAACAGUAAAGGGUUACCUUCCAGUUCAACAUUAACCUUGGAAGAAGGGACCAUCUACUUGACUUCUGAGCCCAAUGCUCUGGAAAUGCAGGACGAUAAUGCCUCCGUGCUUGAUGUCUAUUUAUAAGCGACAGUGGAGACCACCUAAGCCAGUGGAUGAGACAUGAACACAGUCGUGGGAGAGAAGUUUCUCCACUCCAGAAUCACUCAAAGGAACUUGGCUGAGCCCCACGAUACACAGAGUAAUGAUCAACUGGAUUUAGGAGUUCGAGACGUCAGGGGAACCUUGGACCAUAGGCUGACCAGCAGAUGUGAUGUGAAAAAUACCACACUACUCUGUCCUUUGCUGUUGCUUGCUGAACUGUGGAGAACUGCAUGAACUAUAUUUAAGCUGCUUCCUAUACCAUUGCCGAUCACCUUUUUGGACUUGGAAGUGCUAUUUUCCUAUUGACACUUGCAUUAUGUCAUUUUGCAUGCAUCCAGUCA